Myodes glareolus (Bank vole) is the source of this 3517-nucleotide messenger RNA. RefSeq names its product src-related kinase lacking C-terminal regulatory tyrosine and N-terminal myristylation sites (gene Srms). The record is from RefSeq and is a predicted model, not a curated record. Lineage: Eukaryota; Metazoa; Chordata; Mammalia; Rodentia; Cricetidae. Gene Ontology annotation, biological process: protein phosphorylation. Gene Ontology annotation, molecular function: protein binding; protein tyrosine kinase activity; ATP binding.
UCGUAUUCCAGCCACACCUCCUAUGUACCUCAUGGAUUCCCCUGAGAUCACUAUCACCAUUUUUCAACACAGGACCAGGAUGCCAAGAGCUUACUGUGUGUUGAGCAUUUACUCCAGAGGCCACUGCUAAGUUGGACUGGCUGCCCAUACCUACUGGCAUCUGUCCUGUUGGGAGUGGUGUGGCAGGCAGGGGUGGGAGUGAAGUGGUGGGUGGGGUAGGAGGUGUGUAUGGGAGGUGGAGUAGUUAUGUCAAAGAAUUAGCUAACAUUUAAAAAGCCAAAUAGUGUUUCAUAGAAAUCUGGCCACUGGUGAUGAGCUGCUCCCUCUAUAGACCCUACUGUCCUAGGGCGACUGCUGGUUGCAUAAGCCACGCUAGCAAGACAGAGUGAGCCUCUGCAACCUGUGUCUGGGAGUGGGGAGGUAAGGGCAGCUUGUUCCGGUGGGCCCUCCUCUCCCCGCCCCUUCCCAUAGGCUCCGCCCAACUCCGUCUCGCUGAAGGAGCCUACUGCAGCACAAAUCUCUAGCCCAGCUGCUUUUAACCCUAGCCGAGAUCCUGCUUUCCAGCGCACACAGCUGUGGAAGGAUAGGAGGAGCAGCCUGUGUGGACCACGCAUUGAUACACCAUCCAGGAAACUGACACGUGUUGUGUGCCUGAUUGAGGAGCCCUCUGUAAUGACCUCCAGGGUUAGGGUUAGGGUCUGUGUCACCUGUCACUUCCCAUCCCGUGCCGAGUAAGAACGUGGGCAGGAAGCACGGAGUAGCCUGGCUGUCCCACCAGCCUUUCCAGUUUCUUCCGCGCACCCUGGGCUCCUUGGUGCAUGGCUGUCGUGCUCAACCGUCUUAGCGGCAGCACUGAAGAGUACUGACCCAAGUCGGCUCCAUGCGCCUCCGUCCACACCCAGGCCCCCUCGGCAUGGAGCCUUUCUUCCGGAAGCGGCUCACUUUCUUGUCCUUCUUCUGGGAUAAGAUCUGGCCAGCCGGUGAGUCGGACGAAGACAUCCCCCGGAUACAGGGACUCGACGACAAUCCCGUGCUAGAGCAGCCCGCUGCAGUUGAGCCUUGCAGCUUUCCCGCCCCACGUGCCCGACUCUUCCGCGCGCUCUACGACUUCACUGCUCGGUGUGCAGAGGAACUGAGCGUCAGCCGCGGGGACAGACUCUUCGCCCUCAAGGAGGAGGGUGACUACAUCUUUGCCCAAAGGCUCUCUGGGCCGCCCAGUACCGGACUGGUUCCAGUCACCUACCUUGCCAAGGCCACACCUGAGACACCCUCGGACCAACCCUGGUACUUCAGUGGGAUCAGCAGAACUCAGGCCCAGCAGCUGCUCUUGUCUCCUGCCAAUGCACCGGGGGCCUUUCUCAUCCGGCCUAGCGAAAGCAGCAUCGGGGGAUAUUCCCUGUCAGUCCGGGCCCCAACCAAAGUCUGCCACUACCGCAUCUGCAUGGCACCCUGUGGCAGCCUCUACCUGCAGGAGGGCCGGCUCUUCCCCAGCCUGGAUGCAUUGCUCGAUUACUACAAGACCAACUGGAAGCUGAUCCAGAAUCCUCUGUUGCAGCCCUGCAUACCCCAGGUGCCCCUGGCUCAGGACGAGUGGGAACGGCCACGAUCAGAAUUUGUCCUUCGGAGAAAGCUGGGUGAAGGCUUCUUCGGUGAGGUGUGGGAAGGCCUGUGGCUGGGCUCUAUGCCUGUAGCGGUGAAGGUUAUCAAAUCAGCUGACAUGAAACUGGCAGACCUCACUAAGGAGAUUGAAGCGCUGAAGAGCUUGAGGCAUGAGCGGCUGAUCCGGCUGCACGCCAUAUGCUCCCUGGGUGAACCUGUGUACAUCGUUACUGAACUCAUGGGCAAGGGCAACCUGCAGGUCUACCUGGGCAGCCCGGAGGGAAAGGCCCUGAACCUGCCUCAUCUACUGGGGUUUGCCUGCCAGGUAGCUGAGGGCAUGAGCUACCUGGAGGAACGACGGGUUGUACACCGGGACUUGGCCGCCAGGAACGUGCUCGUGGGUGAUGACCUCACCUGCAAGGUAGCUGAUUUUGGCCUGGCCAGGCUGCUCAAGGAUGAUGUCUACUCCCCAAGCAGUGGCUCCAAGAUCCCUGUCAAGUGGACAGCACCCGAGGCAGCUAAUUACCGUGUCUUCUCCCAGAAGUCAGAUGUCUGGUCCUUCGGCAUCUUGCUGUAUGAGGUCUUCACUUACGGCCAGUGUCCCUAUGAAGGAAUGACCAACCAUGAGACACUACAGCAGAUCAGCCGUGGAUACCGCCUGCCACGCCCAGCUGCCUGCCCAGCAGAGGUCUAUGUGCUUAUGGUGGAGUGUUGGAAGGGCAGUCCUGAGGAGCGUCCCACCUUUGCCACGCUGAGGGAGAAGCUGAACGCGAUCCACAGGCGGCUCCACCUGAGCCUCACGUGACCAAGUCUCCAGUCCCACAGGCAGCCAUUCCAGUAACUGCUUCCUGAAGGGUGUCUCCCAAGGGAACACUUGUCACUAACACACACGGGAGAUGCUAACACCUGGGAAUGGCAACAGCCCGCGAGAAACAAACACUGGGGCUCCUUCACUGACAUAGGCUGGUACUUCCAUGUACCCACCAGACGGAUGCAUGCAGACAGGGCCUGGUCAUGAGUACUCGCUUAGAAGUGAGGGCUGAUGUCCUCCUCCUGGCAUAGUUUGAAUCCCUGGUGUUUCCAACCUGUUGAUGAUAAAGUAUCAAAGCUGUAAGAAAGUGCUGGACAAAAGAAUUCCAGCAGAGCCAGCUGUUUCCUCCCUGCCCUUACCUCACUCUGAGCUUCCUCCGCUCCCUCCUAAGAUCAGGGAUGAGAAGCCCAGUUUCUCUCAAGUCUUACUGUGGGUUUGAUGGACUAUCCAGUGUGAGGGUUCCCAAGCUGGGUACUCAGAGGAGACAGUGGCAUCACCUGCCCACGCCCACUGCCCGACAGGUAUGGGCAAACCUUAGGUACACAGAGUCAGCUUCAAUAAACGUGUUCCAAAUGGAUUCACAUACCAGUUCCCAGAAUGGAGUGCUGGAGACUCUAAAAGAUGGGAGGAAGAGUUGAACCAUACCCAGAGCCAAAGCAGCAUUCCAGUGUGGACCCCCACGAUAGUAACAGUGAAAGUGGCUGGGGCCAAGUGAACAGCCCCUUCCAGCUCCCUGGCCUGGGGUUGAAGUCAGAAGGCUCUUCAGUUUCAGAAAGGGCAGACUGGUGUGGUUUGGUGGUCAGAACUCCUAGACCUUUUCCAGAUGCAGAAGGAUGAAGAUAUAGGUAGGAUUCUGACAACCAGACAAUCUACUUUCUGGGGCAAAGCCCCUGUGGGUCACUUUUGUGUUUGAGCGUGACGCCUGGAGAAGCUGGGUCUUGGAUCACUCAACACGUUAACCAGGAGCAGUAUGCUGGGGAUUAGGGGCCUUUGCUGGGGACCCAAGGCCAUUUUACUCUCCCAGCAGCUGUGUCCAGAAGGCUGGAAGGCAGAAAGCCUGGCAGUCCCCUAGAGGACAUGGAAUGUGGGGCCAGCUCUGCACCCACU